Messenger RNA from Cadophora gregata, 654 nucleotides. RefSeq lists its product as uncharacterized. Gene Ontology annotation, molecular function: beta-glucuronidase activity; carbohydrate binding. Lineage: Eukaryota; Fungi; Ascomycota; Leotiomycetes; Helotiales; Ploettnerulaceae. The record is from RefSeq and is a predicted model, not a curated record. Gene Ontology annotation, biological process: glucuronoside catabolic process; carbohydrate metabolic process. The transcript has a single exon. The coding region runs from base 1 to 654 and encodes 217 amino acids.
AUGUGGGUGGUGGCUAAUGAGCCUGCGGCGGGGGAGGAUGGCGCGAGAGAGUAUUUUCAGCCGCUUGUGAGGUUGACUCGGGAACUGGAUCGGACGCGGCCGGUGUGCUUCACGAAUGAAGUGCGUGCGCCGCCUGAUAAGGACAGGCUUGCGGAUCUUUUCGAUGUGCUGUGUCUGAAUAGGUAUUAUGGGUGGUAUACGUUUACAGGGGAUUUGGUUUCUGCCAAGGACAAGCUGGAAGAUGAGCUACGGGCGUGGCAGGAUCGUUUUGGCAAGCCGAUAAUUAUGAGCGAGUACGGGGUUGAUACGCUGUCUGGGCUCCAUAGUGUCUGUGAUACGGCGUGGAGCGAGGAGGACCAGGUGCGGUAUCUGGAGAUGUAUCAUGGUGUUUUUGAUAGGGUGGAGAGAGUGGUUGGGGAGCAUGUGUGGAGCUUUGCGGACUUUCAGACAGUGUCGACGGCGUGGAGGGUGGAUGGGAAUAAGAAAGGGGUGUUUACGAGGGAGAGGAAACCGAAGGCUGCGGGGAGGUAUUUGAGGGAGAGGUGGACUGAGCAGGGGAAGCCGGCGGCGAGGAAGAAGAGGCUUGGAGAGUCUGAAGUUGCAUUGCCGGAGGAGUCUACUACGAGCUCUGUGGUAAGUGCUGGUAGUGAGUAA